CUAUGGGUGUGUCCGAAAUCACCUAUCACACAUGUAUGUGAAUUUUUCUGUUGAAUACCUACUACUCUUAAUGAAAAUGCAGUAGGCACAGCAGCCACUGCACUGCCCAGUAAGCGCAACAUCGGACAUACUACUACGUGGUCAUCUUGCCACCAACUGACCCGGAUGUGACAAUACAAGUCACUCAUUCUUCAAUCAUUCAUAAUAAUGAAUCGUUUUUGUGUUGGAGAGCGUGCACAGAUCCAGAAGCAUGAAGUAGAAGGAGGAUUAUUUGCCCUGCGGACGAAGAUAGACUAUACCAUGCAUGUUACAGCUGCAUUAGCUAACCCUGAAGAUGCCCAUCUUUUUGGAGUAAAAAGACAGUGCCCUAUCUCUGACAGCUUGAGUUACUUUCAUGCUACAUCCGGUUAUCCCCCUGAUGCUUUGCAUGAUUUGCUUGAAGGGAUCGUGCCUCUAGAAAUAGCACUCUGUCUUGAUGUGUUUGUAAAGAAAAAAUACUUCUCUCUUCAGGAGCUAAACCAUUCCAUACAUCAGUUUCCUUACCAGUGGAGUGACAAAACAAACAGCCCACAACCUAUUCCCCCAAAUUUUGCAUCACGCAAGAGUGUAGGAGGCAAUGCACACGAAAAUUGGUGCCUGUUGAGAAUGUUACCUUUUAUGAUUGGUGACAGAGUGCCCGAAGAUGACAAAGCAUGGGAGGUUCUCAUGACCCUGAAAGAUGUUGUUGAGCUUGUAAUGGCCCCUGUCCACACAGAUGAGACACUAGGUUACAUGGAAAGCAAGAUCAGUGAACACCGUCACAGGUAUUUAGAUGUGUUUCCAAGUAGUAAGUUGACACCAAAACACCACUUCCUUGAACAUUACCCACAGCUUACAACCAUGUUUGGACCACUUGUGGCUCUUUGGACAAUGCGUUUUGAAGCCAAACACAGAUUCUUUAAAAGGAUAGUUAGACAGACUGGCUCUUUCAGAAACAUUCUCAUGACAAUGGCAAGAAAACACCAAUCAAUGAUUGCUUAUCACAUCCAUGAUGACAACAGUCAAAGGCCAGCAUUUCUAGUGUCCAGAAUGACUCAAGUGCCGGUUGAAAUGCUAAAAGACAGCAUUAAGGAGUCAUUUGCAAAAAAGUUUCCUGGGGUAGUAUCUGUGAGUUUGACAAGCAAAGUCACCAUUUUAGGCAGAGACUAUAAUGUGGGAAUGUUGUUGCCCUUUGGAUCAACAGGAGGAUUGCCUGACUUUGGAAAAAUAAUACAAAUAAUCAUUGUCCAUGAAAGCCCCAUCUUUGUUAUGAAGUUGCUAAGUGGGUGGUACCAUGACCAUCUAAGGAGCUUCAAAGUUGAGCCAACAGGAGAGAUUGAAAUCAUACAGCAUUCAGAAAUGAAAGAUGCAUACCCCCUGGCUGCAUACAAUACAGCAGAUGGCCAAGUGGUGUCCCUUAAGCACUUCAUUUGGACAUCCGAUUAGGUGAUGACAGCAUAACCCAAACAAUAAUGGCAAUCCAGUUACGAGUCAUCAUCGAAGAAGAUGAUAUAAGAAAGUUGGUGCUUCCA
Messenger RNA from Monopterus albus (swamp eel), 1550 nucleotides. RefSeq lists its product as uncharacterized. Lineage: Eukaryota; Metazoa; Chordata; Actinopteri; Synbranchiformes; Synbranchidae. The record is from RefSeq and is a predicted model, not a curated record. Bases 208 to 1464 code for a protein of 418 amino acids. The transcript is spliced from 2 exons.